UAUUGCUGGGUGAGCGAUUCGGGCACGACGUCACACAUAUGCGCCGAAAAACGAACUGUGUGCCUGAAAUCACACAUGGAUGGCCACGCAACUAAAAUUAUACUACAUGAUGUUCUGCACAUGCCGUCGGCUUCUAAGAACCUGAUAUCGGUUUCUAAAUUAGAUGAAGCCGGAGGUCGUGCCAUAUAUGGAAAUGGGAAAGUCUGGCUUCUAAGUCCCGCCGGCAACACUUUAGCUGUGGGCACACUUCGCAAUCGACUUUAUUAUUUUGAUUGUGAGCCAAUAACAAAAGAAUGUGCUUACAUAAGCGAUGAACCAUGCGCACGAACGUGGGCUGAGUGGCAC
Coniophora puteana RWD-64-598 SS2 is the source of this 345-nucleotide messenger RNA. RefSeq lists its product as uncharacterized. The transcript is spliced from 2 exons. The annotation marks the transcript as partial. The record is from RefSeq and is a predicted model, not a curated record. NCBI's taxonomy places the organism in Eukaryota, Fungi, Basidiomycota, Agaricomycetes, Boletales, Coniophoraceae.